This is a messenger RNA of Cyphellophora attinorum, 852 nucleotides long. RefSeq lists its product as uncharacterized. The record is from RefSeq and is a predicted model, not a curated record. The coding region runs from base 1 to 852 and encodes 283 amino acids. The transcript has 2 exons. Lineage: Eukaryota; Fungi; Ascomycota; Eurotiomycetes; Chaetothyriales; Cyphellophoraceae.
AUGCCGACUUUCUCCUUCUACAUCGAGCAUCAGACUUCGAAGCGUCAACUGCUCUUCGAUUUGGGCGCCCGUAAGGAUUGGGAAAACCACGUCCCUCACAUCAAAACCUUGGUCUCUGGACACGUCCCCGGAAUCCGCAUCUCUGAAAACGUGUUGGACAUUGUGGCCAACGGUGGUGUGAAUCUGGACGGAAUUGAAGCUCUGAUUCUCAGCCACUGGCAUUUUGACCACUGCGGAGCUCCCUCUCAGCUUCCAAAGGGUACCAGGGUCGUUGUCGGUCCUAGAUUCAAGGAAUCGUUCUUGCCAGGGUAUCCCGCCAGAGAAGAUUCGCCGUUUCACGAAGCCGACUUCAAAGAUCGCGAAGUGGUCGAAAUCAGCUUUGACACCGGCUUGAAGAUUGGUCAGUAUCAGGCGUACGACUACUUCGCCGAUGGGAGUCUGUUCAUUUUAAAUGUCCCAGGUCACGCCAUUGGUCACAUUAGUGCAUUGGUCCGAACUACACCGGAUACAUUUGUCUUCCUUGGUGGUGAUCAACCCUUCCUCCGUCCUUCUUCUGGACCAAACAGCUUUUAUGCCGACCACGCAACCUCGAUGAAAUCGGUCGAUGCGUUGAUUGAAUUUGACGCAAACCCCAACGUUUUGAUCGCUAUUGCACAUGAUCCAGCACCGUUGGAUGUCUUUGAUUUCUUCCCAUCGACCAUGAACAACUGGAAAGCCAAAGGAUGGAAGGAGUCGAGUCAUUGGGGUUUUCUCAGCGAGCUGCCCUACAAUGGUACUUGCGUCAGGGGUCAGAGGGUUGACGGUCUUUACGACUCGAAAGGCUCCAAAAUCCGGGGUAUGAGUAUUGAAUAG